AUAGAUCUUCAGGUUGCAGCAGCCUUGCGUUGCACAGUCACACACUCACACUCUUGUCUUGUCUCCAUUGUGCUGUGGAGGAGCCCACCGGGCACCGGCUAUGUCGUCGUCGCCCACGCCGGCGGCAGGCACGGCGGCGGCACCACACGUCGUCGAGGACUGCCUCGGCUUCGUGCAGCUGCUCAGCGACGGCACGGUGAGGCGCUCCACGGACUACUCCAUGCUCCGUCCCACUGGCCGCGUGCCGUCGGACUCGGACCUUCCCGUGCAGUGGAAGGACGUGGUGUACGACGACGCGCACGGCCUCCGCCUCCGCAUGUACCGGCCCACCAACGCCGGAGCCACGAAGAAGAAGCUGCCGGUGCUCGUCUACUUCCACGGCGGCGGCUUCUGCCUCCUCAGCUUCGAGAUGACCAGCUUCCACGCCGCCGCGCUCCGGCUCGCCGCCGAGCUCCCGGCGCUCGUGCUCUCCGCGGACUACCGCCUGGCGCCGGAGCACCGCCUCCCCGCGGCGCUGGACGACGCCGAGUCCGUCUUCUCCUGGCUCCGCGCCCAGGCCAUGGCGGACCCGUGGCUCGCCGGGUCGGCCGACUUCGCCCGGGUGUUCGUCACCGGCCACUCGGCCGGCGGCAACAUCUCGCACCACGUCGCCGUGCGCCUCGCCGGGUGCGUGAUGCUGUGGCCCUACUUCGGCGGCGAGGAGCCGACGCCGUCGGAGGCGGCGUGCCCGGCGGACCAGGUCAUGGGCCCGGCGCUGUUCGACCAGAUGUGGCGCCUGGCGCUGCCGGCGGGCGCGACCAAGGACCACCCGUUCGCGAACCCGUUCGCGCCGGGGAGCGUCCAGCUCGGCGACCUCGGCGCGGCGUUCCCGCCGGUGCUCGUCGUGGACCCCGACCAGGACCCGCUGCACGACCGCGUGGUGGACUACGUCGCCAGGCUGAAGGCGGCCGGGAAGGACGUCGAGCUCGUCGUGUUCGCGGGGCAGGGGCAGGGGCAUGGGUUCUUCGCCACGGAGCCGUGCGGUGAGGCCGCCGACGAGCUGAUCCAGGUCAUUAGGCGAUUCGUGCACGGCCGCUUAUCAGACUGUCAGAGUCGUGUUGACGGAAGUAAUUAAGAUGUGUCAUGUGAAACAGUACGAUUUGUCACUUCUCAGAAGAAACAAAUCAAACGCAAACAAUUAAUAAUCGAUAUCUCAGUGCGUCGCUUUAGAUGAGAUGAUGAUGGAAUGGAGGUUGCUGUUGCAGUUGGCGGCGAAUGCUGAGUUUUCAGCUCAGGUUCGGAAAAUGACUGAACGAUGCCUGGCGUGCAGGUGAUAUUGGCUGGAGUCUUGCUACUUGUUUCCCGGACAGUAUUGGUAGGGUUCGCCGCCCAACAAAGUUUGUAAAUUUUUAGUACCGGUGUCUGAAUAAAUUAAUUUCUAGAAUUGUCU
Molecule: messenger RNA, 1429 nt
Organism: Sorghum bicolor (sorghum)
Lineage: Eukaryota; Viridiplantae; Streptophyta; Magnoliopsida; Poales; Poaceae
Product: probable carboxylesterase 15
Exons: 1
Coding region: 101-1114 (337 amino acids)
Molecular function (GO): hydrolase activity
Source: RefSeq, a predicted model, not a curated record